Pseudogymnoascus verrucosus is the source of this 1080-nucleotide messenger RNA. RefSeq lists its product as uncharacterized. The record is from RefSeq and is a predicted model, not a curated record. Gene Ontology annotation, cellular component: delta DNA polymerase complex. Gene Ontology annotation, biological process: DNA-templated DNA replication; DNA synthesis involved in DNA repair. Lineage: Eukaryota; Fungi; Ascomycota; Leotiomycetes; Thelebolales; Thelebolaceae. The coding region runs from base 169 to 762 and encodes 197 amino acids. Gene Ontology annotation, molecular function: DNA-directed DNA polymerase activity. The transcript is spliced from 3 exons.
AUCGUCAUCACAGCCUGACGACACACAGCGCCAUUAAACUCUCCGAACCUGUACACAUCUACAUGCCACCAGUAUCAACUACACCUUCCUCCAUCGUACCUUAACUCCCGUCCCAUCUGCACAGCAAGACAAAAGUACCUCUAAACUCCCACCUCACCUCCUCCCACCAUGCCCGCCACGACCCGACGAACCCGUGGCGCCCCGCCCGCCAAAGGCGCCCAAUCCACCCUCUCCUUCAACGGCGCCGCCACGCGAGUGACCAAGCACACCGGCCCCACGGGGAAAGACCUCAAGAAAGCCGAGCCAGCGAAGCCAGCAAAGGUUGAUGUCAUCGAUCUAGACCGCGCCGACGCAGUUGUCGUGGAAGCAGAGGUGCGGGAGGCGGAGGCCAAGCCAGCGCAGGUCCAGCUCCCUAAGCCCGGGAGUGCGUUGACGCCUGAGGAGGAGGCGGCGGAGAAGGUGCCGCAUGCCCAGGUGCUGAGGUACUGGAAGGCGAGGGAGGCGGACCGGUUGGCUCCAAGAGUUCACCAGGAGGGAUUGAGCACCGAGGAGAAGAUCUUGCGGUACUUCGACAUGUCGUCGCAAUACGGGCCCUGCGUAGGGAUCCCACGCCGCAAGCGCUGGUUGCGCGCGCACAGGCUCGGUCUAGCCCCGCCCAUUGAGGCGCUCGCUGUGCUGGUGAAGGAGGACAAGAAGGGCAACGAGGGGGCUGAGAAGGCGCAGUUGGAGUCGCUGCUGGAGACGAUUGGUGGGGACAUUUGAGGUCAUUGCUGUGUGGGUGAUUGGGGGCGUUGGGGGCGGGAUUUUUUGCUGGAGCGAUAUUGAUGGGAUUUGGCUUGUAUACUGGCGUUUGCUUCUUUACCGCUCCCUCGGGAGAGGGGGUUGGUGAUAUUCGCGGGUUAUUUCCGCGGGCUGGGAUGUUCUCGUACCUUGUUAUGGUAGUUGGUGGCUAUGCAGGAGAUCUAUCGUCCGUCUAGAAACGAGCUAUUUGUUCCGUCCAAGAGUCUGGAAAGGAACUGUAGAUGACAGCAGUUAAUUACAGCAGCUGUUAUUCAAAAUAAAGGUUUUCAAUUACUAGGG